Molecule: messenger RNA, 5590 nt
Organism: Strongylocentrotus purpuratus (purple sea urchin)
Lineage: Eukaryota; Metazoa; Echinodermata; Echinoidea; Camarodonta; Strongylocentrotidae
Product: fibropellin-1-like
Exons: 38
Coding region: 85-4968 (1627 amino acids)
Biological process (GO): Notch signaling pathway
Molecular function (GO): calcium ion binding; Notch binding
Source: RefSeq, a predicted model, not a curated record
AGUACACCGUCUUCCAUUUUACAUGGAUCCUAUGUUAUACAAGAUGAUUACUACGCUCUCUAUAACUGUGAUCCUGGAUACGUCAUGGAUGACGUCAGUGAUACUACUGUUCUCAUAUGUGACGCCCUCUCGUUAACAUGGACCGGAACAUUGCCCCAGUGCAAUCGGGUAAAUUGUCCAGAGCCUCCCGUUCCAAACGAUGGCUCGGUAUUCGGAUCAGGGCGCUACUAUGGUGACGUCAUCACGUACGCCUGUGACACCAACUACCGUCUCUACGAUCCGUCGGUAUCGCGGACCUGUUCCGAAGAUGGUACAUGGUCGGGCGAAAGCCCCGAAUGUUUCCCUGAUCUGAGCAGUCCUGACGUGUGUCCGUCUGGGAGUUGGCAGUACGGUAACAACACCUGUUUCCGAGCCAACAGCGCCUGGAGAACAUGGAAGAAUGCCCGCGAUGUGUGCGCCAGCGGUAGCCCGGUAGGACAGCUGGCCACUGUGGUGGAUGAAGACGUGCAGACGUUCUUGGAAGACAAGCUAGGAGAAGUGGCGGGCGUGGCCACUACGCACUGGAUUGGGGGCUCUUACGGAUACAUCUGGUACUGGGAUGAUUCUGGGCUACCACUAGAUUACUUCUCCUGGGCUUGGGAGGAACCCAGUAGUACCAGUGAUAACAUCCAGUGUGUCUUCUUGAGUAGUCUACCAAAUCCUGGUGGUGACAAGGAUCAUGACUAUAAUUGGAAUGAUGACGAUUGUUUGGAGAAUGAGGUUAGCGGUAUCCCCAACUACGUCAUCUGCGAGUAUGACAUGGCUUGCUCGUCAAUAUCUAAUCUAAUCCUUUCCGCAUAUCGAAAAUACGACUAUGACGGAAAAUGUGAAGUGUUCGUAACAGACCCACGAAACUGGAACGACGGGAGAGCAUUUUGCAGUGGUACAUCUGGUCGAGUUGUCGAGAUCUAUGACGGUGUCAAACAGGAUUUCCUGGUCGAGAAAGCAAGAAGUGUGGAUAGCUCAUCGAGAUCGAACUGGUGGAUAGGAGCUAAAAGAAAGACAAGCGCAGGAAAGAUUUGGCAUUGGGUGGAUGGAAGCCCCAUCACCAACUUCUAUUGGGGCUCGGGCGAACCGAGUAAUCCAGACACUGAACAAUGCCUUGACCUCCUUAAAACUAGCAACCAUAAAUGGAAUGAUGAUAGAUGUAGCUCAACCGCAGAUUACUUAUGCCAAUAUACUGGUCCCAAAGAACCACAGAGAUGCUACGACCCCGGUGAACCAGCGCACGGGACAUACGAACCCUCGAACUCUGAUUGGCUGUAUGGGUCACACGUGACCUACUCCUGUGAUGAAGGGUAUACCCUCGAUGGUAACAUCACUCGGAUUUAUUGUAAUCUCAAUGGAACAUACUCUCCAGGGGUUUCAAAAUGUAUACCCGUGUCAUGCGGAGGUGUGUAUCCGUCACUCGACAAUUCAACGCCAAAUUGUGCCGGAUCCGAUUUCCGUGACAUCGUUUUUUAUGUGUGUGAUAACGGAUACUACCCAGUGGGCGAGAUGUCGGCGGUUUGCCAGCCCAACGGAUCGUGGAGUCAAGCCAGGGGACAGUGCCAAGAAUUCGAUGAGUGUGAGAGUAGCCCUUGUUUGUUUGGCUCUACGUGCUUGGACAUGAUCAACUAUUAUCAAUGCGACUGUACAGAUGGUUAUAAUGGUACUAAUUGUGAAUUUGAGAUUGACGAGUGUUUCAGCAACCCUUGCCAGAACGAUGCUACCUGCUAUGACGUCAUCAAUGGAUACACGUGUUCGUGUACAUCAGGAUACGACGGAAUACAUUGUGAAAAUGAAAUCGACGAAUGUUCCAGCAAUCCCUGUCAAAACGGUGCCACCUGUUCGGACUUCAUCAACAUGUAUAACUGCACUUGUCUUCCAGGCUAUGAGGGAAUGAACUGUGAAAAUGAAAUUGAUGAAUGCUCAAGCAAUCCUUGUCAGAAUGGUGCAUCUUGCUCGGACCACAUCGAUUCCUACAACUGUACCUGCUUACCUGGGUACGAAGGCAUUCAUUGUGAAUCAGAGAUUGAUGAAUGUACAAGCAAUCCUUGUCAAAAUGGAGGCACUUGUAACGACUUCGUUGAUUUUUACAACUGUUCAUGCCAGGCUGGAUAUGACGGGCUACAAUGUCAAAAUGAGAUUGAUGAAUGUUCCAGUAACCCGUGUCUGAACGGAGCUACCUGUACUGACUUUGUUGACUUCUACAACUGUUCAUGCCAGGCUGGUUAUGACGGUCUAGAUUGUCAAAAUGAAAUUGAUGAAUGUUCCAGUAAUCCGUGUCAAAAUGGAGGCACUUGUAACGACUUUGUUGAUUCCUAUAACUGUUCAUGCCAGGCUGGUUAUGACGGGCUACAUUGUCAAAACGAAAUUGAUGAAUGUUCCAGUAAUCCGUGUCAAAAUGGAGCUACUUGUACUGACUUUGUUGAUUUCUACAACUGUUCUUGUGAGGCUGGCUAUGACGGUCUACAUUGUCAAAAUGAAAUUGAUGAAUGUUCCAGUAACCCGUGCCUGAAUGGAGCUACCUGUACGGCCUUUGUUGAUUUCUACAACUGUUCAUGCCAGGCUGGUUAUGACGGGCUACAUUGUCAAAACGAAAUUGAUGAAUGUUCCAGUAAUCCGUGUCAAAACGGAGCUAUCUGUACCGACUUUGUUGAUUUCUACAACUGUUCUUGUGAGGCUGGCUAUGACGGUCUACAUUGUCAAAACGAAAUUGAUGAAUGUUCCAGUAAUCCGUGUCAAAAUGGAGCUACCUGUACUGACUUUGUUGAUUUCUACAACUGUUCAUGUGAGGCUGGCUAUGACGGUCUACAUUGUCAAAAUGAAAUUGAUGAAUGUUCCAGUAACCCGUGCCUGAAUGGAGCUAUCUGUACUGCCUUUGUUGAUUUCUACAACUGUUCAUGUCAUCCUGGUUAUGAUGGGCUACAUUGUCAAAAUGAUAUAAAUGAAUGUAUGAGCAACCCCUGCUUUAAUGGUGCUACAUGCUUUGACUCCAUCGAUUUCUACAAUUGCUCGUGUUCAGCUGGUUAUGAAGGCAUAAACUGUGAGAAUGAUGUGAAUGAAUGCUGGAGUAACCCAUGUCAGAAUGGUGCUACUUGUCUGGAGUCGAUUGAUUUCUACAAUUGUUUUUGUGCAGGAGGUUAUGAAGGCAUAAAUUGUGAGAUAGAAAUUGAUGAAUGCUCUAGUAAUCCUUGCCUAAAUGGAGCUACCUGUACGGAUUUUGUUGACUCCUACAACUGUACCUGCCUCCAAGGGUUUGAUGGAAUUCAUUGUCAAAGUGAAAUCAACGAAUGUUCAAGCAAUCCAUGUAUGAACGGAGGCACCUGUUUCGACGCAGUCGAUUUCUACAACUGUACUUGCCAAACUGGAUAUCACGGUAUCAACUGUGAAAGUGAAGUCACCGAAUGCUCUAGUAAUCCUUGUCUGAAUGGGGCUACCUGUAAUGAAUUCGUUGACUUCUUCAACUGUUCUUGCCCGCGAGGUUAUGAUGGGAUCCAUUGUCAAAAGGAUAUAGACGAAUGUUUAAGUAAUCCUUGUCAAAAUGGUGCAACUUGUUCUGACGCAAUCGACUUCUACAACUGUUCAUGCAUUCCUGGAUUCGACGGUGUCAACUGUGAAAAUGAUAUAAACGAAUGUCUUAGUAAUCCUUGUCACAAUGGUGCUACCUGCUCGGAUGAAACCGACUUCUACAACUGUAUAUGCAUUCCUGGCUUCGACGGUGUCAACUGUGAAAAUGAUAUAGACGAAUGUUUAAGUAAUCCUUGUCAAAAUGGUGCUAGCUGCUCGGACGCAAUCGACUCCUACAACUGUUCAUGUAUUCCCGGCUUCGACAGUGUCAACUGUGGAAAUGAUAUAAACGAAUGUCUUAGUGAUCCUUGUCACAAUAGUGCUACCUGCUCUGAUGAAAUUGAUUUCUACAACUGCUCGUGCAUUCCGGGCUUCGGGGGUAUACACUGUGAGAAUGAAAUCGACGAAUGUGUUAGUAAUCCUUGCUACAACGGAGCUACCUGUAUGGAAUUUGUUGACUUCUACAACUGUUCAUGCCAGGCUGGUUAUGAUGGGCCUCACUGUGAAAAUGAUAUCAACGAAUGUUUAAGUAAUCCCUGUCAAAGUGGUGCUACGUGCUCGGACCAAAUCAAUUUCUACAACUGUUCUUGUAUUCCUGGAUUUGAUGGUAUCAAUUGUGAAAGUGAUAUCAACGAAUGCUUGAGCAAUCCUUGUCACAAUGGUGCUACCUGUUCGGAUGAAAUAGAUUUCUACAACUGUACUUGCAAAGCAGGAUACCACGGUGUUAACUGUGAAAUUGAAAUCAACAAAUGUUUCAGCAACCCUUGCCAGAAUGGAGCUACCUGCACUGAUAUUGCUGACUUCUACAACUGUUCCUGUACACUUGGCUAUGAUGGAAUUAAUUGUGAAAAUGAGAUUGACGAGUGUCUUAGCAGCCCUUGUCAGAAUGGAGGGUCGUGUUCAGACUAUAUUAAUUUAUACAUUUGCACCUGUCUCGAUGGCUACGAGGGGAGUCAGUGUGAACAAGAAAUCGAUGAAUGUUUGAGCAAUCCUUGUCUGAAUGGAGCGACAUGCAAGGACUCAAUCAACAUUUACAGCUGUACAUGUCCAAAAGGCUACGACGGGAUCCACUGCGAAAAAAAAUCAUCCGGUGAAAAAGCGAAUGUUGCUCUCAUCGCCAGCCUGUCCGUUCUCGGUUUCAUCUUGUUGAUCGCCAUCACUAUCGUCACUUGCUGGCUUACACACAGACAAAGCAAAGUUACUCCAGACGAACUCGAGCUCGACCCUACCACAAAGAACGAGACGAGGUCGACAGUAGCUUGGGAUGAUGACGGUGAUGGUGGUCGACCAGCGUCACCGAUGUCGGUCGUAAUGCCAAACGGUGAUCUCACGUACAUUUUCGAUGUCGAGGAAAGCAUGUAUGAAAAGUGGACCUGAAAACAUGAGGAAUAAUGACAAUAUCUUUAUGUGAGCCGCGCAAGAGAAUUCAAAUGUUUGUUUAUGACGUGGUCGAAGGGGCGCAAUUCACCAAGGUGGCUGACGUUUCUUAACAAAAUUGCUAUCAACCAUCUGCAGCUUCUAAAUUUCAGACCGUACAAUAUUAUAAUUAUAUGAUUUUCACUGGUAGGCACGAUGUAUUCAUAUAGCCAUUCCACGUAAUUCCGUUAACAAAAUGCAAGAGGCGAUACAAAUAUACAUAUAAAAUGUCUUGCCGUUCGAAUAUAAGAAUGUAUGUGGUGCAUCACUUCCUAUCCCACACUCCGUGCAUCUCGGUGCAUCUUGUAAAUUGCUGAAGCUUGAAGAUUGUAGAAAAGCCAAAUACAAUAUAUAGUUUUUUGGAAUUAUUAUUAUCAUCAUUAUGUGGGAUUAUUGUCAUGAUUCCGGUGUUUUAUAUCUGGCUGUAAGCUACCUAUGAAAGUAAUGGGUGAGUAGUUUGGACAAGUAACGGAAUUUAUGAAUACAACUUACAUUGUUUAAAUCUUUAUACAAAUGUAUUCAUCUGUUUGUGAUAAGGAUAAAUAGCAAAACUAAAUUUAAAUAAACAUUUAAAAAAUGUUGA